AUGGAUGAAUUCCAAACGAACGACAUGCAAUGCCAUCAUAUCCGACAAGGGUUAUUGCUAUGGAUUGGGAAGAUUACUAUUGAGGACUCCGAUUUCCAACCAGAACCAUCGAAGGGUGGCUAUCUAUUGAAGCUGAACCGAGUAGCAGUGACUCUUAAUGGGCAUUAUUAUCACAAGUUUUUAUUUACCCGUGACUCUAAUCGAUUCGUGAUUGAUGUCGUUUUCCCUGAAAUUACGCUUGGCCCGAUUCAAUUCCGUGCAUCCAAAGGAUAUCCAAAGUUCCAAAAAUUUGAAUGCAAAAUGAAACCGAAUUUCGAAAGUCCAAAGCUUGGCAGUGAGCGGGUUGUAUUCAAUAUGGUGGGGCAAUAUAGGGUGAAGGAAGUCAUUCGCAAGACAAAUAAGGCCGCUAAGGAAUUGUUCGAUUCUUGGACCGAUAUGAUUGGGCUGAAGCUGCGGUUGACGGAGAGAUCAAAGAUGAAUUUUGAGAUGGAAAGUUCGCCAAUAGUGAUUCCGGCUGGGAAAUCGAAGGGCAAUUUGAGAAGUUAUCAUUAUGGUAUAUCGUCGAAUAUUACGGAUCGGCAGACGAUGACGGCGAAUUUUACGCGAAUCGCGAAGAGUGAUUUUGCAUACCACGUGCAUCAGAAUGUGUUUAGUGAGGCGCUAGGGACGCUAUGUCGCGAGGGAUUAUUUUUUAAAAAUAUGAGCGGUCCUGUGCAUCCUUCUUUAACUCUGGAUUGUGUCGGAAAGCCGAGAGUAUCGCUUGAAAAUUAUUGGUCAAGAAACAUGAAGGCUACUGUAAAUUUUACUAUCGAACUUCGGAAUACCACAAAAUCAGGAACGGAAGUAUCUCAAAGCAAUAUCACCCUUUAUACGAAAUUGUCAAAUACAAUGUCAAAUGAAUUCAUUUAUUUACUUAUGGAUCCGAUAUCGUUUGAGCCACUGGACCCAUCGACUUUCCAAGGCCAAAAUCAAAAUAUUAUUUUCCGUCAUCUAAGCGAGGUGGUGAAGGACGAAUUUGAAAUUAUACUCCCUUCAAUGCGAGACGCGAAAUUCCAAGUGGUCUACCGGGCCGUCACAACCGAUCGGAUUAUUUUGACCGUUGAUUUUCUCGGGUUUCGUGGGCCAGAUGAUGGGCCAUAUCGAGCC
Messenger RNA from Mesorhabditis spiculigera, 1146 nucleotides. The record is from the annotation of a GenBank genome assembly. NCBI's taxonomy places the organism in Eukaryota, Metazoa, Nematoda, Chromadorea, Rhabditida, Rhabditidae.